AUGGGCGUACUUUGUUUGCUGUAUGGGCAGCAUUUGACGCGCGUCGUUUGUUUACGCGUAAACAUAAACAAUUUCCUCUUUUUGUUCCUCAGAAGCGCUGCUAAGUUUUAUCGUAAAGCAGACCUCGAAACUACAGCCGGCAAAAUGCUCACGGUUUGCUGCAGAAUCUGCUUGAAAAAUACACAUUUCAAACAGAUGUUAUCUCUGUUCGAUACGUACAAGGGCUUCGUGAUUCGAGAUGCGUUGCUGGAACUGUUUCAAAUCAAGAUCCUGCCGACCGAAAUGUUAUCUACAAUCUGCAAUGCGUGUGUGGCAAAGGUGUGCACUGUGCGAGACAUCCGGGAAGAGUUCAUUGCCCAGGAAAGCAAAUAUCAGGAAAUUCUUGGCACUGAAGUGCUCCAAGAUCCAAUACAUUCUCAAUCCCCACAAGCUUCGUCUACAAAUGUUUCUGCUAAAACUGAACCCACCCCAACGGUGGAAAGUACCACCGAGGAACAAAUUGUUGUGGCCACCAAAAGUACUGACACAGCGGUAGAGUCUCCUAUCGAACAAGCGAAUCUUGCGAUCAACAUCGAUGGAAAUGGUAAACUUCUACACGGACUGGGGCAAGUGUAUGAUUUAGAUGAGCGGGAUACACCACAUAGCGACUUUGAUGAAAUGCGCGAACCCGAACCCGAAAAGUCGCCGGAAGUAUAUGAAAUCACAAAACUCACAACAACUGACGACGCGAAUGAGGAGGAUAUAGAAAUCGCUAAAAAACAAGCGUGCAACGAAGAAAGUUCUAGCGGGAGUGAAUUUCAGCUGUAUUCGGCUACAGCAGCAAACAGUGAGGAAGAAACUUGUGAUGCAAACUGCAUGUAUAUCUGCGAACGCUGCGUAAUGUGUUUUGAGACGGACGAAGCGUACGAAUCGCAUGCUUGCUCAAUCGAGGAAGGGGAAAGCAAGCGUUCUUGCAAGAAGUUGCCAACCGGCGAGGACUUAUCGUCGGACAGGAAACAGACAAAAUAUGUGAAUCUCGCCGACAUCCAGUACGAAUGUCCGCACUGUUCGGUUUCGUACGAACAGGAUAGUCAACUGCUACAGCACUGCCGCUUAUACCAUCUGGAUGAGUUUGAAGCUUUUCGUUGCACCAUAUGUAUGGCCGAGUAUGCUACACAGGCCGCACUGACCGAUCACAGCGAGUCGCAGCAUCCGACCGGGUAUCGGUGUCGAUUUUGCAAUAAAAAGCUUUUGAACUCGUACGCGCUGAAGAGCCACGAAAACGUGCACACCCGGCAGCAGUCGUUCAGAUGUACCGUGUGCAGCAAGAAGUUUGCCCAAUACACCAGCCUGUGGCGCCAUAUGGCGAUACACAAUGAUAUAAAGGCGUACGAGUGCGACAUCUGCGAGAAACGGUUCCGACAGAAAUCGGUGAUGAUAGCGCAUCGCCGCACGCACACCGGUGAGAAACCGUAUGCGUGUGAGGUGUGUUCGAAAUGUUUCCGGGACCAUAGCACACUGGCCAAGCACAGGCGUGUGCAUGCAAAAGAGAAAAAGGAAACGUGUAAAACCAAAAAAGGGAACACGAUUUGGAGUACAUCUUGAUGGAAGGAAAUGUUCGGUUCCUUGGCCAUAUGCUUUAGUCAACAGUGACAAUGCGGCACGAUCCAACGGAAUGAGCGAAAUCUUGUAACCAUUAUGAAGGAACUAAACUAUUUGCUACCUACAGUGACAACUUUCUAUAGGAUUUCUAUAGGAAAUUCGGAAAGCAUGUAUCGGAAUGCCAUGGGAAUAUUUUCAACUGUAAUCUGUCUCGCGACCCAAAACAAGUUUGACAUCACUGCCCUAAGAUGAAUUUAAGCUACUCUUUUUUUUUAGCAUUCGUAGGAGCUUCAGUGAUUCACGGAAUACACUCAAUAUUUCAAAGCAUUCUAAUUGGUAUACUUUGUAGGUGUAUGUGAUUUAGAAAAGAUUUUGAAAUCGUUUUUUGAAAAAUUUACAAAAAUCGCAUAUACUAUUAAGCACGUGCCAAUUAAAAAGCUAUGAUUUGAUAGUUGGUACGAAAUUUAAGUUUAACUAGUUAGUAUAAAGUGUACCAUAGGUUCAGUUAGGUUAUGUUAUAAUUGUGGAAGUUAUUGGUAUUAUUGUAAUUGGUUUGUGAAGUUAUUUUAAUUUUUUUUUUGUUCAGAGGAUAAGAAUUUUUAUUAUAGAAUGAGAACAUUUUUAUAUUUCGAGCGCGCUUCACAAACCAUGACUGUCACAACCACAAAGAACGCAUUAAGAUAUCUAAGCUAAAUGUCGAUUCCUGUAGCACCUUAGUAGUGAAGACCCUACACUUUCACCGUCGAUUGUUGGAAAUUUAAUCAAUCUCCUAAUCAAAAUAAAAUAAUUUCAUUUAGCUUUGAAAACAUUAAUGAUUUCGGGAAACUUUCAAUCUUUCUGUAUGGCAGCAAACUAUCACAAUGAAGAUAAAAAUGUUUUAAUAUCGACGAUAAACUACAACUACAGAGUAAAACAUAUCGGGAAAGUUGCAUUUGUCGAACUCGUCCAUUGUAUGUUAUAUGCAAUGAAAACAAUUUUACCGAUUUCACUGAUUGCAUUCCAUAUGCAAAACUAUUUUUUACAAUGUUUAUGAAAAUCAGAUUUCCCAUACAACCUGAUGUUUUUUUUUUUUUAUUAUUUUUAUUGUGGUGUCUCGAAACUAUCUAAUAUACAUCAAAUACAGUGGAGCGUCGUUUAUCCGGGGUACCUUUUAUCCGGCUGUCUGUUUAUCCGUGCUGUUAAGAAAUGAUAGUUUAAUACAAAGGUGACAUUGCGUGCUGAGUAGAGUAUUUGACAAAAAAUCGGAUAUCAGAGAACAUUUUCAUAACAAAAAAAGCUAUAAUUCAUGGCCAAUUUAAAAUAUUCUGGUUGGAAAACAUGAAGUUUAUAAAAAUUGGCUAGGUUUUACCAAAACAUAAUAUAAGUUUCCAAAAAAUAUAUACUUUGACUCAUUAUCGAUGUUAUUUGAGUAUCCGGGCGAGGUUGAGUCCCGAUGAGCCCGGAUAUACGGAGCUCCACUGUUAAUUCAUUUGAAAAUUAAACAUCAGAAAACUGUGUUCACCACCAAACAAAUCUAAAAUCUAGGUUCAAGUAUCGUUUCGAAUCCGAAUAUGAAACAGUUAAUACCUGGAACUUCCAGAGAAUAAAUGAAAUCGUGAGCUAUUUCUGGAUCGGUAUGGGUUCAUAAUCGGCUCGAGUUCCGGUGUAGGUUCAGUCUCAGUUUCACGUCCGGUAUAAGUUCAGUCUCAGUUCCAGAAUCGGUACAGGUUCAUGAUGGGUUCCAAGACCGGUAUGACCAGUUUUGGUUCCUGGAUCGGUAUAGGUUCGGUAUUAGAUCUUGAAACAGUAAAGCUAAUGUAUUGGUGUCAGGAUCAGUAAGGGGUUUGUUUUGGUUUAAGGUCUCUUUAGGGGUCGUCAUAAGUUUCUUCAUUUUAAUUGGGUUGCGAGGCUAUUUAUUUCGACGCAUUCUGAAGGGUAAAAGAGUUCUUUGAACCUGGCCAAAUUAACUAGUUGUUCUUCUUUUUCUUUGGCUCAACAACUGUUGUCGGUCAAGACCUGCCUGUACCACUAAUGGGAUUGGCUUUCAGCUUAGCUUUUCGGUUUGGCCUUAAUACGAAACUGGCCUCUUUUCUAGUUGUUAAAAAUGGCAAUACAGUCAGAAUUCAAUAGUAGAACGUUGUUAAGUUGGUAUUUUUAGUUGAUAGCUCGAUAGUUAAAUUAAAAAGCAUGCGUUUGUUUAUAAACUCGGUUUUUGAAAAUUUCACACAAAUCUAGACCGCUAGAUUUAAGAAGCUCUAAGAAGGUUAAAGAAAAAAAUCGGAUCAAUAUGGAACCAAUAACUUCAGAAUGUAUU
This is a messenger RNA of Anopheles coluzzii, 3874 nucleotides long. RefSeq names its product zinc finger protein 239-like. Lineage: Eukaryota; Metazoa; Arthropoda; Insecta; Diptera; Culicidae. Bases 1 to 1584 code for a protein of 527 amino acids. Gene Ontology annotation, biological process: regulation of transcription by RNA polymerase II. Gene Ontology annotation, cellular component: nucleus. Gene Ontology annotation, molecular function: DNA-binding transcription factor activity; RNA polymerase II cis-regulatory region sequence-specific DNA binding; zinc ion binding. The record is from RefSeq and is a predicted model, not a curated record. The transcript has 3 exons.